This is a messenger RNA of Apodemus sylvaticus (European woodmouse), 5176 nucleotides long. RefSeq names its product transforming growth factor beta receptor associated protein 1 (gene Tgfbrap1). Gene Ontology annotation, biological process: endosomal vesicle fusion; vesicle-mediated transport; autophagy. NCBI's taxonomy places the organism in Eukaryota, Metazoa, Chordata, Mammalia, Rodentia, Muridae. The coding region runs from base 170 to 2791 and encodes 873 amino acids. The record is from RefSeq and is a predicted model, not a curated record. The transcript is spliced from 13 exons. Gene Ontology annotation, cellular component: cytoplasm; membrane.
CCCAGGAGCCGCGGCCGGAGCGGGCGGCGGUGCCCCAGGCCGCUGGCGGCGCGGGACGGCUGCGCUACGCCGUUCUGUGAUCUGAGCGACCUUCGACCCUGUGGAGGCUUUCCCGUGGAGUUAGGCUGUGGAUUCUGGAUUCCAGUUCACUGCACAUCACAAGGUGUGCAUGUUCAGCUCAUCGGUAAGACCUGAUCACCCAGUAGACAUGAUGAACAUCAAGGCCUUCACCUUGGUCUCUGCAGUGGAACGGGAGCUGCUGAUGGGCGACAGAGACCACAUCAGCAUUGAGUGUGUGGAGUGCUGUGGCAGGAAUCUCUAUGUUGGUACCAACGACUGCUUCAUUUACCACUUCCUGUUGGAGGAGAAGGCCAUGCCUACAGGGACAGCUACAUUCAUUGCCACCAAACAGCUACACAGACACCUGGGCUUCAAGAAACCUGUGAACGAGCUGUGUGCGGCCUCAGCUCUCAAUAGGCUGCUGGUGCUCUGUGACAACUCUAUAACCCUGGUUAACAUGCUGAACCUGGAGCCAGUCCCCUCAGGAGCCCGCAUCAAAGGGGCUACAACAUUUGCAGUAAAUGAAAACCCUGUGAAUGGAGACCCUUUCUGCGUGGAGGUGUGCAUCAUUUCCGUGAAGCGCAGGACCGUCCAAAUGUUUCUGGUGUACGAGGACCGAGUGCAGAUUGUCAAGGAAGUGUCCACCCCAGAGCAGCCUCUUGCUGUGGCUGUGGAUGGCUACUUCUUGUGCCUGGCCUUGACCACACAAUACAUCAUCCUGAACUACAGCACAGGCCUUUCCCAGGACCUGUUUCCCUACUGCAGUGAGGAGAAGCCACCCAUCGUCAAGAGGAUAGGCAGACAGGAGUUCCUGCUGGCUGGCCCAGGAGGCUUGGGCAUGUUUGCCACUGUGGCCGGGAUUUCCCAGCGUGCCCCUGUACACUGGUCAGAAAAUGUGAUUGGGGCAGCUGUUUGCUUCCCCUAUGUCAUAGCACUGGAUGGCGAGUUCAUCACAGUACACAGCAUGUUGGAUCAGCAGCAGAAGCAGAGCCUGCCCUUUAAGGAGGGCCGCAUCCUGCAGGACUUUGAAGGACGAGUGAUUGUUGCUACAAGUAAGGGAGUUUACAUCUUGGUUCCAUUACCUCUGGAAAAACAAAUACAGGAUCUGUUAGCAAACCGGAGAGUAGAGGAAGCGUUGGUCUUGGCAAAAGGAGCCCGGAGGAACAUUCCAAAAGAGAAAUUUCAGGUAAUGUACAGGAGGAUUCUGCAGCAGGCAGGCUUUAUACAGUUUGCACAACUCCAGUUCCUGGAAGCCAAAGAGCUCUUCAGAAGCAGCCAGCUGGAUGUCCGGGAGCUGAUCUCUCUCUACCCCUUCCUGUUGCCCACCUCCUCCUCCUUCACCCGGUCUCACCCUCCUCUUCAUGAGUAUGCAGACCUGAACCAGCUGACCCAAGGCGACCAGGACAAGAUGGCCAAGUGCAAGCGCUUCCUCAUGAGCUACCUGAAUGAAAUCCGCAGCACAGAGGUAGCAAAUGGCUACAAGGAAGACAUCGACACGGCCUUGCUCAAGCUGUAUGCAGAGGCUGACCACGACAGCCUCCUGGACCUCUUGGUCACUGAGAAUUUCUGCUUGCUGACAGACAGUGCUGCCUGGCUAGAGAAGCACAAAAAGUACUUUGCACUGGGACUGCUCUACCAUUACAACAAACAAGAUGCCUCUGCGGUUCAGUUGUGGGUGAACAUUGUGAACGGGGAUGUCCAGGAUUCUACGCGCUCAGACCUGUAUGAAUACAUUGUUGAUUUUCUUACCUACUGCCUGGACCAAGAGCUGGUGUGGACCCAUGCCGACUGGCUGUUGCAGAAAAGUGAGGAGAUUGGAGUUCAAGUUUUCACCAAGAGACCUUUGGACGAGCAGCAACAGAAUAGUUUUAAUCCAGAUGACAUUAUUAGUUGCCUUAAGAAAUACCCUAAAGCCCUGGUUAAGUAUCUGGAACAUCUUGUUAUCGACAGGAGACUGCAGAAAGAAGAGUACCACACCCACCUUGCCAUCCUCUACCUGGAAGAAGUGCUGCGGCAGAGGGUACCCACUGGAGGCAAGGACGUAGAAGCCACUGAGACACAGGCCAAACUCCGGAGGCUGCUCCAGAAGUCUGACUUGUACCGCGUCCACUUGUUGAAAGAGAAAGUCCGGAAUGCUGGCCUGCCCAUGGAAAGCGCCAUCCUCCACGGGAAGCUGGGCGAGCAUGAGAAGGCCCUGCAUAUCCUGGUGCACGAGAUGGGGGACUUCUCUGCAGCCGAGGACUACUGCCUGUGGAGCUCCGAGGGUCGGGAUGCAGCCUGCCGCCAGCGCCUCUUCCACAUGCUGCUUGCCAUGUACCUCCGUGCGGGCCCCUCUGCCCAGGAUCUGACCGUGGCUGCUGUGGACUUGCUAAACCAUCAUGCCAGGGAGUUUGAUGCCACCCAGGUUCUACAGACACUGCCCGACAGCUGGUCGGUGCAGCUUCUCUGCCCGUUCCUCACGGGGGCCAUGAGGGACAGCAUCCAUGCCAGGAGGACCACACAGGUGGCCCUUGGCCUGGCCAAAUCAGAAAACCUGAUUUACAUGUAUGAUAAGAUGAAGCUGAAGGGAAGUGCAGUCCGGCUCUCAGAACACAAGCUUUGCCAGCUCUGCCAGAACCCUUUCGGUGAACCUGUGUUUGUCAGAUACCCAAAUGGAGGGCUUGUGCACACCCACUGUGCUGCCAGCAGACACAUGACCCCCAGCUCACCCAGCCCUGGCACUCGGACUUGAAAAGUGUGGUUGCAAAGAAGAUUAUGAGUUCUUUUCCAAACCUCUGUGUGUGUGUGUGUGUGUGUGUGUGUGUGUGUGUGUGUGUGUGUGUGCCAGAACAAAGGGAAGGAGUCCAGGCACCAGGGAAAUGCUAUCCCUGGGACACAAGAGCACUUCACUGCUGAUUGUUCUUUGUGUGAAUGUAAAUGGAAAAGGCCUGAACACCCUCCUCCCCACCUAGGAUAGUGACAGGCCAGAGUCUGCCUGUCCAGGAGGUUACAGUCAUCCAAAGCACAAGCCAACUUUGAAAAGCAUGCAGUGUACCCUGGUGUAGACACAGGUGGGGCCUGGAAAUGGGGUCUGCCUGGCCCAGGCAAGUGUCCAGGGUGCCAAGGCCAGAGCUGGGCACCUUGCCUAUGAGGUAUGCUCUUCACAUAGGCUCCACAUCUGCCCCUAAAGUAGAUAUAGCUUCUGUUCUUCCCAUCUAGUUGUCAACCUCUGAAACCCUCUGCCUCCUUUCCUUAAGCACUCUCUUGGUGUAAAGUCCUAUGGUUCUGGCUGUUCUAGAUUUCCACAUGGAAAUCUAUUUAGAAAGAGAGAAAGCUUGAAACAGAUGGAGUGGUGAAAUGAUUCAGUGGGCAAAGGCACUUGGCACCAAGCUGACAACUUGAAUUCAAUCCCCAGAACAUACAUGAACGCGCAUGCGCACACGCACAUACAAUGGGGAAAAGAGGAGAGGUCUAAGUGGGAAACUGCUUUGCCUGUCCUGAAGACAGAAAAGAGAGCCAGGUUUGUGAGGGCCCAGAAGCAGGUUCCUUUUCAUCUACUUACCAACUGGAAACACCUGGAUGGACAUACACAACUCAGUGUCUUUAUUUGAAUUCAUAUAUCAUCUUCAUAGUUUUCUCUGAUUUGGAAUUUCUUCAGUCAUACUCAUUACAGAUAUCUCUUUCCUUAUUAAAAUGUACCUCCUACUGAAUACUUGGGAAAUUCAAAGGGAAAUGUGAUCAGUAAACCAAUGAGCCUUCCAGGAGAGGCUCCUGCUGGCCUCUGCCCUGUAGCAUGCAGCUGGCAGAGCUGCCUUCCCCUGUUCUGCCCACAGGUUUCUGCAGGAUCUUAGGAGGCCAGGCCACCUUAUCUGCCAGCACUUUCCAUGCCUGCCCUGAACUUUCCUGAUCCUUGAGAGGAAAGGUCUCAUCUGUGACCAACUGGACUUGGUGUCUGUCAUUGUCACAGACAAACUGCAGCUCUUGCCAUUUCUCUUUGACGUCUCAGAGCCAUCCGCGGGAUGGUGACUGUAUGAGAACCUCAGGGCAGACAGCACACUCUCUACCAGGAUGCUUGGAAAAGAAGCAUCACCUCCUGGGCUGACAGGAUGGCCCCAGAACAUACCCCAACCCAUCUGCCAGACCCUCCCUCCUCCCCCUCCCCCAUCCAUUCCUGACAAAAUGAUCUCUGCACUUAACAAUGAUCAGUGUAUUUCUUGUCCCUUUGGGAUUCUGAGUAAGCCAGGAAGUAAAAGCACCCGUGAGUGUUCAGAGGACUGACACUCUUCUCCCUACAUGUGUUGAGUGUCUGAAAAUAAAUGAAGUCUCCUUGCAGUUCCACUGUGUCCCAAGGAUGACUGAGAACACUCUUCUCACUGCAUGUCAUCACAACCUAUGAACUGGGUUUAAUGUUAACAAGGUCAAACCUGAACGCACUGUUUUUCAUGCACAAAACAGGUGCAAUCUCAGAAAGGGCUUGUGACCGCUUACUCCUAAUGGGGGACGCGAGUUUCUUCUCUGACUAUUGUUCGAUAAAGAGCAGCCUAACCCCACUACCACCACCACCAAGUCCUUUAAAGCAAACACUUCUACAAGGCAGAGAAUCACCUUACAUGUUACAAACUAUUAUUUCCUUACCUUCUUCGCACUCUCCCAGGGGCCAUUUCAUAAAUCCCAUUUUUAAGAUGAAUGCAUAGCAUAGUUUUGUCACGGCCCUGCUCUUUGGUGACUGUCCCUUGGGUAGGACGAGCUGACACUCGGCUCUGCUCUCUGCAACCAUCUUAGCUGGAGCAGCACUGGCUGAGCUUGGGUCACAUUUGUAUCUGUAAGGGAGCAGAAAUGUUCAAUUUGGGGAACUGUUUAUCUGCUGUUGCCUGCCAGGUGUUAAUGUAGGCCUGUCACUUAGGCUGUGGGCACUGGGGCUGAGCACGGAGCUGAGAGAGGCUCUUUAGCCAUGCUUGGCAGAGAAAUGGGUCACACUGUCACAUGGCACCUGUUGCACAAUGGGGCAGCCUGUUCUUCCUGCUUGCUCUCCCACAGGAAUCUGUCCUCCUAGCUUCCUUUGCCUCCUAACGGGUCCCAAAUCCACAAGAUGUACAAAUGUAAACUUGUUGAUUUUAUUAAAAUUCUUCUAAUUCUU